AUGUACGGUAUAACACCCCACACAGACGACGCAUCUCCUGAUUGUUUUCUUAUUUCUCAUCCUUCACCAGCAAAACUAAACCUAAUUUGAUUCAACUGAAGUUUUCUACAAAGGGUUUUUCUCUAUCUCACUAAUCUUUCAGAGAUUUCAGAGUGAUAACAUUGAUUGGUUUGAGCUCUUUCUACAAUCAAGCUUAAAGGUUCUACAAUCUCGGCUGGCAAAAUGGUGAAUUCAACCAAAGGACAGUUCAUCACAUGUGACAUACCUAUGGCACAAUUCAUCGUCAACAUGAACUCUACACUCCCUGCUUCACAAAAAUUCAUAAUUCAUGUUCUGGACAACACCCACUUAUUUGUACAACCCCAUGCCGCUGAAAUGAUCAGGAGCGCGAUAUCUGAAUUCCGAGAUAAAAUCUCCUACGAGAAGCCGGCCUGAUUUUGAAGUAUGGUUUUUGCAAGGUUAUAAGCUAUUAGUUCGUACUUUUAUGUGAACAACUUCUUGCUAAAAGAGCUUGUAUGUAGUUAUUUUGGUUCUUGGCAUGUGUUCUCUCAUGUUUUUCCUGAAGUAGCCAACUCACCUGAUGUUAUCUUUUGUAAUUUUUUUUGGAAUAUUUGGCAUGAAAGAAAAUCUCUUGUUUUCAGUAGUAUAUCCAAAA
This is a messenger RNA of Papaver somniferum (opium poppy), 655 nucleotides long. Its product is annotated as general transcription and DNA repair factor IIH subunit TFB5-like. The coding region runs from base 223 to 435 and encodes 70 amino acids. Gene Ontology annotation, cellular component: transcription factor TFIIH core complex; transcription factor TFIIH holo complex. NCBI's taxonomy places the organism in Eukaryota, Viridiplantae, Streptophyta, Magnoliopsida, Ranunculales, Papaveraceae. Gene Ontology annotation, biological process: transcription by RNA polymerase II; transcription initiation at RNA polymerase II promoter; nucleotide-excision repair, preincision complex assembly. The transcript has 3 exons. The record is from RefSeq and is a predicted model, not a curated record.